Molecule: messenger RNA, 1210 nt
Organism: Misgurnus anguillicaudatus (oriental weatherfish)
Lineage: Eukaryota; Metazoa; Chordata; Actinopteri; Cypriniformes; Cobitidae
Product: ecto-ADP-ribosyltransferase 5-like
Molecular function (GO): NAD+ poly-ADP-ribosyltransferase activity; NAD+-protein-arginine ADP-ribosyltransferase activity
Source: RefSeq, a predicted model, not a curated record
GCACAUGCAUUGGGCAGCUUUGACCCGCCUAUUUUUUUGAAAUAAUAUAAAACCCAAUGAAAUUGUUUCUCAUUGCCACUCUUUGUUCAUGCAUGUGAGAUCUCAACAUAUGAACUUUUUCAUAUACUGAAACUUGAAAAUCAAACCCUGGACUGAAAAUCACUUGAAGUCUCAACAUCUGAAAAGCUUCUUCACUGAACUGAAUUUCUAUUUGUUGUUCAUCUGAGGAUUCUGAACCAAAUCAGGAUGUUGACCACUGCAGCUUUUAUUCUCAUCGUCACCAGUAAAGUUGUCUUAGGACAGAAUGAAAGAUGGGCUGAUGAAGGAGAGAUAUAUCCAUUGGAUAUGGCAGUGAAUUCAGUAGAUGACCAGUAUGAUGGUUGUACAGAGAAAAUGGAAAACCUGGUGAAGACAAAAUAUCUAAAGAAAGAAAUCUCCAAAAAUAAUGUUUUCAAAAAAUCUUGGAAUGAUGGUAAAGAAAAAUACCCUGAACCAAAAGAUAACUUGUCAAGAAACAAUUUAAUUGCCAUUUAUGUGUACACUGGUGGUAGUGUUUAUAAGCAAUUCAAUCAGGAUGUUAGGAAUGGUAAAACAAAAUUCCAAACAAAGAAAUUCGCUUGGUAUUCACUUCACUUUUUCUUAACUCAAGCAAUACAGACUCUAAAAAAAACAAAAUGCACCUUAACAUACCGUUUUACCAAAGAUACAUAUGAUGAGACUGUUCUGAACAAAGAGAUUCGUUUUGGCAGUUUUGCAUCCUCCUCUCUUCUUCGUAAAGCAAGCGUAUUUGGAAAUGUAUCUUGUUUUGAAAUCAAGACUUGUUAUGGUGCUAAUGUGACAAAAUACUCCAAGCUUCCUCGUGAGCAAGAGGUUUUGAUUCCCCCGUAUGAGAAGUUUAAAGUCACUGCUAUAAAGAAGGCUGAGUGGUGUAAGACUGUGUUCGUGUUGGAGAGCACUGGAAAAUAUAGUAAUUUAAACUGUGCAGUGGCACCAAAAACAAAGAGAAACCAGUAUAGAAGGGACGGCACUGGCUUUCUGUUGUUAUAAGAAAAUAUUGCUGUUAAAGGGAUGAAUAUCUAGUAAAUUGAAAUGACUUGAUUAUAAUAAAAUAAUAAGUGUUUUUUAACUAUGCAAAAUCUUUCAAGGGUGGAAAUGCAGGCAACUGUGUAUUUGACAUCUUUAUUCAUUUAUCUUUGUACUGUGCUGCUUU